CUUGCGGGAUUUUAAUUUCCCCACCAGGGAUUGAACCCGUGCCCUCAGCAGUGAAAGCCAGAGUCCUAACAACUGGACCACCAGGGAAUUCCCUGAAAUAGUAUUUUUAGCUUCUGGGAGCAUGCCAAUCUUCACCGAGUACGAAAUUAUAUGUCUCCAAACACUUGGGUGAUCAGCUGCAGAGAGCAUUUGGCAAAAAUAGGAUCAUGAUACCUUUAAAGGUGGGGUGAAGCUCACCUGGAUAUAUCUUUUCCCAACUCCCCUCCUGGCAAAGCUAGUCCUUUCUAGCAGGAAGUCCAGUCUCCUCAGUGUGUGGAUCUGUUGGGACUACAUUACCCAGAAUGCUCAGUAUCGAGCGGCAGGAACGCUACCCAAUGAACGCUUAGAGACAGGAGGCCGCAUGAUGUCAGGGCGGAACUUCUGGCUUCCUUUUCACAGCGGCCAUGUUAGCUACUCUUGGUUUUGUUUGACCAGUGUGAGAGAUUUGGGAAUUGUGGGUCCAUCUCGAGGUGACGGAAUUGAGAAGGUCCGAGAGGAGGGGCUGUCUCCGCGGCAUAGAGGCGGGUCUGAAAUUCGGCGACGCCGCCCGGGGGCCCCGUGCCAGGCCCAGGAGAGGGUCCGCCGUCCCUGCGUCCCGCCUCUCCCGGCCCCGCUCCGCCCACAGAGUCCGAUGGCGGCGGCGGCGCUGAGGAACCUGCCUCAGGGCAGUGUGACCUUUGAGGAUGUGGCCGUGUAUUUCUCCUGGGAGGAAUGGGAUCUCCUUGAUGAUGCUCAGAGAUGCCUGUACCACAACGUGAUGCUGGAGAACUUGGCACUUAUAACUUCCUUGGGUUGUUGGCAUGGAGCAGAGGAUGAAGAGGCACCUCCUGAACAGAGCAUUUCUGUAAAUAGAAUGUCACAGGUCAGUACUCCCAAGGCAGGUGUGUCCACCCAAAAGGCCCAUUUUUGUGAGAUAUGCGGCCCGGACUUGGGAGACAUUUUGCACUUGACUGAGCACCAGAGGCAGAAACUGUAUGAUAUUGGGGCAUGGGAGCAGCAGUUGUAUUUCAGUGCAAAACUUCAGCACCAAAAGCAGAACAUUGGCGAGAAAUGCUUCAGAAGCAACAUGGACAGAGCCUCAUUUAUGAAAGACUGCAAAUUUUUUGUGUCAGGGAAGUCCCUUUCCCAUGGGGAGUCCACAUACACCAGGGAGAAGUCAAACAGGGGAACUGAGUGUGGAGCUGCCUUUCACAGGGGGAAAACUCAUUAUAACUCUGGAGAAUGUACUGAAGACUUUAGUUGCAAACACAUGCUUUUUCAGCACCAAAGAGUCCCCACUAGAGAAAAAUGCUACAUGUGCAGCGAAUGUGGGAAAUCUUUUAGCAAAAGCUACAGCCUCAAUGACCAUUGGAGAGUUCAUACUGGGGAAAAGCCUUAUGAGUGUGGGGAAUGUGGGAAAACCUUUAGGCAAAGCUCUAGCCUCAUUCAACACCGGAGAGUUCACACUGGAGUGAGGCCUCAUGAGUGUGACGAAUGUGGAAAAUUAUUUAGCAACAAAUCCAACCUCAUUAAACAUCGGAGAAUUCAUACUGGGGAAAGGCCAUAUGAGUGUAGUGAAUGUGGGAAAUCCUUUAGUGAAAGCUCUGCACUCCUUCAACACCGGAGUGUUCACACUGGAGAAAGGCCUUAUGAGUGCAGUGAGUGUGGGAAAUUCUUUACCUACCACUCCAGUCUUAUAAAACACCAGAGAGUUCACUCUGGAUCAAGGCCCUAUGAGUGCAGUGAAUGCGGAAAAUCCUUUACUCAAAACUCUAGCCUCAUUGAACACCAUAGAGUUCAUAGUGGAGAAAGGCCUUAUAAGUGCAGCGAAUGUGGGAAAUCUUUUAGCCAAAGCUCUGCACUUCUGCAACAUCGGAGAGUUCACACUGGAGAAAGGCCUUAUGAGUGCAGCGAAUGUGGGAAAUUCUUUACUUACAGCUCCAGUCUCUUGAAACACCAGAGAGUUCACACUGGAUCAAGGCCUUAUGAGUGUAGUGAAUGUGGGAAAUCCUUUACUCAAAACUCCAGCCUCAUUAAACACAGGAGAAUUCACACUGGAGAAAAGCCUUAUGAGUGCAGCGAAUGUGGAAAAUCUUUUAGCCAUAGCUCCAGCCUCAUUAAACACCGAAGAGUUCACACUGGUUAAAGGCCUGAUGAGUGCAGUGAAUGUGGGAAAUCCUUUACCCAUAGGUCCAACUUCAGUGACCACUAGAGUGUUCAUAUUGGAGAAAGGCUUUAUGUGCACUUGAAUGUGGGAAAUUCAUCUCCAGACUCCUAAAACACCAUAGUGUCACAUUGGAGCAAAGCCUUAUGAGUAUGGCAGAUGGGGAAAAUCCUUUGGCCAAAGUCUAGCCUCAGUACACUCCAGAGAAUUCACAGUGGAGAAAGGCCUUAUAACUUAUAAAUUCAGUGAGUGUGAGAAAGCCUUCCGCUGAAGAACAUACCUCAUGGGAUACCACAGAUUUCAAAUGGGAGAACUACCUUCAAUGUGCAGGUAUAUAUGAUUUCUUUGUUCAGUGCAACAACACAGGAGGAGAUCCCUUAUGAAGAUGCCAUUUGCCUGUAUUGAACCAGAUACAUCCAAACAUCCACUUAAAUUCCAGGUAUGUGGGAGCUGCAUUGCACUUUUUAACCUGUCCAGGGCCCUUGCCAGAUUUAUGUCACCGCCAGUUCUGUAGCAGAAGUCAUUUCACCUCUAACCACCUGGCAGAUGCCCAUAGUGUGCAACAUUCACCCAACCUAGGAAGGAAACCCCAGUGCUCCCCCACUUGUGGGAUGAUUCAUGAGUAGCUUGAACACUUAGUCUUUCCCAGUUUUUUUUCCUCCCUUAUGAGUUAAAUCAUGGACCUUACCCAGUUUUGGCCUAAAGGACUCCGUUGGUGAUUUGAAAAGAUGGACUACAUUUUUCAGUAAUAUUAUUGAUCUCAUGAGACUCUAGUGAUGGGAUUUUCCAGCCUCCAAGUCACCAGCCUGGGGAACAGUCUGCCUCCCAUUGCUCUUGUUUGUAUAAUAAUAAAGGUCUUAUUGUUUAAGACACCAUUAAUCUUAGGGGUUCUGUUCACUGUAUGGGGUGGUUUGUUGUAAACUGGGUUUGUUGGCUUGAGAUGAACUGCUCUGGUCAGGAUCCCAAACUGUGUGCCUCGGCAGGGACAGUAUGAUGACAGAAUAUGCCUCUCCAGUUUUGGCCUAGGUUGCAUUGCUGCUCAAAACCUUCAAGGAAAGACUGCAGGGCUUUGUGGUGUUAAUUUUUAGAUGGCAUGCCAUGAUGUUUUGUAAGUUCAGAGUUCAAACUGAGGAGGGGGCUGUUUCUGGUUGCUGUGACAACCUUUAGUGCUUUUGAGAGCAACAUAAACUUAUUCUCUUGUUCACAGGUGAUAUUUCAUCAUGCUCAGCACUGUUGAGGGAAAUCUGUUCCCCAGGUCCUGCAGCAGAGCUAUGUGCCCUGAUGUCCUGAAUUCUGUAGGGUAACAUCAAUGGUUUUAAGAUUAAAGGGGCCAGGGAAGUGAUAAUUGUUACAGAAACACUGGAUUAAUAGAGAGUGGAGGAGACUACAACAUAAUGGUUAGAAUGUGCCUCUUUUAAAAGGUCACUCACGACGUUUAGUCACUAUGGUUGUGAAGGAUGAGCAGGUACAGAAAUUCUCAGGACGUCCAGAACUGUAUAUCCUGUGUAGCUGAAGGCCUUAUCAAAACGUUUUGUGGGGCUUCCCUGGUGGCGCAGUGGUUGGGAGUCUGCCUGCUGAUGCAGGGGAUGCAGGUUCGUGUCCCGGUCCAGGAGGAUCCCACAUGCUGUGGAGUGGCUGGGCCUGUGAGCCAUGGCCGCUGGGCCUGUGCGUCCAGAGCCUGUGCUCCGCAACAGGAGAGGCCACAGCAGUGAGAGGCCCACGUACCAAAAAAAAAAAAAAAAAAAUGUUUUGUGGAUUCCUGAGGCUUCUCUGGGCUGUUCAUCUAAGGCCAUUGCUGUGCAAACAGGAAAACAAGGAUAGAGAGAAGAGAGAUUCUUAGUCUAGUGAUAUGGUAUUUUUGACCCAUCCAGUAUCCCUGUUGAAUGAAGUGGAAAUAGUCUUUGUUUCCACUUCAAAAAUUUCUCACUUAUUUUUGCUGCCCCUGAGGCAAGUGCUGAACCUGCCCAUUGAGUCAGUAUGGUUGCCAAAACUGAUUUUCUAGAGUAGGAAAUCCAGAAUUUUAAGUUGAAUCAUAUUUUUAAAGUUUUAAUAAGUAUAAAUUAUAUGCAGUAAAUAUCUAUAUUUAAGCUAUAAAAUUUGAUAAAUUUUGAUAUCUAUAUAAACCCAUGAAACCAUCAAUCAUUAUAAUAAACGUUUCUGUCACCUCCAUACUUACCUUUAAUAAUCCUUUAAUAACCUCUUUGUCCUCCAAGCAGCCAUUGAUUUGCUUUUCGUUAUAACAAAUUAGUUUGCAUUUUCUAGAAUUUUAUAUGAUUGAAAUCAUAAAGUCUUUUCUUUUUUUUCCUUGGGUGCCCUCAUGUGGCAUAUUUAUUUUGCAGUUCAUGGUGCUUACAUGAGUAGUUCAUCCUUUUUAUGUUAUUGAAAAGUGUGUUGUAUUGCUAUAGCACUAUUUAUUUAUUUAUUCGUCUGUUUAUGGAUGUUCUAAUUGUUUCCAGUUUUGGCUAUUGCAAAUAAAAGUGGUACAGAAAUUG
Messenger RNA from Globicephala melas (long-finned pilot whale), 4674 nucleotides. RefSeq names its product zinc finger protein 154-like. Gene Ontology annotation, biological process: regulation of transcription by RNA polymerase II. Gene Ontology annotation, molecular function: RNA polymerase II cis-regulatory region sequence-specific DNA binding; DNA-binding transcription repressor activity, RNA polymerase II-specific. Gene Ontology annotation, cellular component: nucleoplasm. Lineage: Eukaryota; Metazoa; Chordata; Mammalia; Artiodactyla; Delphinidae. The record is from RefSeq and is a predicted model, not a curated record.